AUGACGCGCGGAAAGCUCAAGUUCAACUUCGGAACCGCCCACGCACGGCACGCGCGCCGCGCGCAACCCGCGAGAAAAGCCCAGAGAUGCCCUAGACCUCAAGCAGCAGCAGCAAAAGCAGCAGCAGCAGCUGCUGCUGCUGCUACUGGCGUGCGCUCCUGUAAUCUGCCGCAGCUGCAGCAGGAGCAGCAGCAGCAGGAGCUGCAGCAGGAGCAGCAGCAGCAGGAGCUGCAGCAGGAGCAGCAGCAGCAGCACGCAGCUGCGCUGCUCUUGCUGCAGAUACACCUCCUCGCGUGUCUGCUUCGAGCUGCCUCCUUUCUGCUGCCUCCAGUCGUUGCUGCAGCAGCAGAAGCAGCAGCAGCAGCAGCAGCAGCAGCAGCGCAGCGGCGUAACACAGUAGGCAGGGGACAGAAGCAGCAGCAGCAACGGUGCAAGCAGCAGCAGCAGCAGCAGCAGCAACACCCGCGAGCAGCAGCAGCAACACCCGCAACACACAAUAAACAACAACAACAACAGCAGCAGCAGCAGCAGCAGCAGCAGCAGCAGCAGCAGCAGCAGCACUCACUCUUCUUGCUUCUUGAAUUUCAGCAGCUGCCAGGGGCCCCCAGGAGGCCCCAGCUGCAGCAAAUACAGACAGCAGCAGCAGCAGCAGCAGCAGCAGCAACAGCAGCAAGCCAGCUGCAACAGAAGCACCAGCAGGAGCAACCGCAUCAGCAGCUUCAGAUUCAGCAGCAGCAGCAGCAGCAGCGGCAGCAGCAGCAGCAGCGGCAGCAGCAGCAAGGCCUCCCCGCAGCAGGUCAGCUGUGCCAAGAUCUCAGCGGGAGCAGCAGCAACAGCAGCAGCUUAGCUGCAGCAGCAGCACCAGCAGCAACAGCAACUGCAACAACAGCAGCAGCAGCAGCAGCAGCAGCAGCAGCAGCACCAUGA
Messenger RNA from Eimeria necatrix, 927 nucleotides. RefSeq lists its product as hypothetical. The coding region runs from base 1 to 927 and encodes 308 amino acids. NCBI's taxonomy places the organism in Eukaryota, Apicomplexa, Conoidasida, Eucoccidiorida, Eimeriidae. The record is from RefSeq and is a predicted model, not a curated record. The transcript has 3 exons.